Molecule: messenger RNA, 3547 nt
Organism: Amaranthus tricolor (Joseph's coat)
Lineage: Eukaryota; Viridiplantae; Streptophyta; Magnoliopsida; Caryophyllales; Amaranthaceae
Product: F-box protein CPR1-like
Exons: 2
Coding region: 25-666 (213 amino acids)
Source: RefSeq, a predicted model, not a curated record
UAGAGUGAAUUCUAUAGUGAACUUAUGGUCUAUAGCUUCAAUUUGGACUGUUGGUUUAGGGUGCUUGAUCAUGUCCCCUUUCGUUUCAAUUGUAGGCGUGCAACGGGUGUAUUGGUUGAGGAGAAAUUACAUUGGGUCCUUGGUACUGAGCGGGAAUUUCCUCAUUCCAUAGUUAGCUUCAGUCUGAACUUCCAUUGUUUUAGUGAGGUUGCAGUGCCUGUGGUUGAUAUAAAUUCUUACUAUGUUGACAUGUAUGUGGGAGAAUUAGAUGGGUGUUUGUGUGUUUUGGCAAAUUAUGUUUAUUUUUCUGAGAUUUUUGUAAUGAAACAAUAUGGGGUGGUUGAAUCAUGGUCUAAGCUAUGUCGAGUUAAGAGAACCGAAACAAUUAUAAAUUUGGAGAGUACUAUAGCCUUUAUUAAUGACAGAAAGACUUUGCUAGUUAGACAUUGCCGUACGCUUCUUGCUUCUAUCAACUUAGAAACUUUGGAGAUUAAAAACCUGAGUAUCGAUUGUCCUCCUCCUAGGCGAUUUGCUCAUGUUUGCAUCGAGAAUCUUCUUAUGUUGGAUUAUUUUAGUGACCUUCCCCUGAGUGAGGAACAAGGAUUUAAAGAUGAUCAAGUAACAAGAGAAACUGAUGGGUCCAGUACAUCUGAUGGAACAAGCUGAUAAAUAUUGUCUUGGUAAAGACAUAAUAGGUAUUAUUAAUCACUUGUACGUUUUGUCUUUAUGUUUGAUAGCUUUGUUGCAUGAAAUUUUUGUAUCUUCUAGUAACAUCAGUUGUAUAAUUCCUUCGAUGGUAUUUCUAAUGUAUCCUAAGUUCAUUAUUUUAUGCUUCUAAAAGUUCAUGAAAUGCCAAGGAUCAAGAUCAGGACGAGAGCUUGUGAGCAUGAGAGGGUUGUCAUGCCAAGUUGUGAGAAAGUUGAAGUCGAAAUCAUUAGAAAGGAUUAUUUGAAGAUGCACGACACCUUGUGAGGUAGUUUGGAAGUGUGAGGUACAAUGUGUUAUGAAUGAGGGAAUUUGGAUUCUCAAAUGAAAGUAGAACUCAGGGAAAUAAGCACAGUAUAUGAAUAAGGAAAAUCUAAAGAUAAAUCACAGUAUAUGAAAAGAUAAACAAUGUUAACAAUGUUUAGUUGGCCCCUCUAUAAUUGUAUUGAUCAUUUAUUGUUUAGAUUGAGUUGGUUACCAUUCCGAAAUUGUUCAUGAUCCGCCAUUGUAUUUAAGCUUUUGUGGUCUUUAAGAAGGCUUCUUGAAGACCACAUUAAAGGGUGAAGUUGAGAGAGCACCAUAAUUGAGAAGCAUUACUCCAUUAUGGUUGGGUGAGGGUAUCUUAAGAUAUUUUUUGAAGCUAAGUUGGGUGCCUAAAACAUGUGAGGGGAGAACUGAAAGGGUGGCAAGUAAAAAGUUUUUGUCAAAGAACCAGCUCAACCAAAAGCUUAAGUUGAUGGUUGAGGCCUCAUGAUAUGUUAUAUACUCUAAUACUUCCCCUCACACGAGAGCCUUAGGGCUAGAAGGGCUCUCGUGUGGAUGCAACAUAAGGCCUCUUGGCGCUGAAUAUUCCACUUUAAAUAAGGGGUAAUUGAGAUUCGAACCCGUGACAAGUUGUCACGCUGUCUUCUGAUAUCCAUUUAUAUAUUUGCAUGUUUUAAAAGUUGUUUUGUAUUGGAAAAGACUUGAGAUCUUUUUAUAGCAAUGCAUGUCAUGUAAAUCCAUUGCCUGUGCGAUGCAUAAAUCUCUCUCGUUUAUCAUUCUUCUGCUUUGCUAGACAUAUAUGAAUUUGCUCAUAAAUUACGAACUAAAUCUCUUUGGUUCCUGUAUAACGUGGUACCUUAUUUGCUUCUUGUACAUGCAGCAGAUAUUGUAGUUGAUCUUUAAUGUACAGAGUCAUGGAGAUAUGGGGAUUUCUACUUUGAUUUCUUCACUGGUUCUAGAGCAUCAAGGACAUCCACAUUUCAACACAAUUGUAGAAGCACAGGCUCAUUGGAAAAUUUUCAGUCCAUUGACGAUGGUUUCUUUUGUUAAAUUACCAUUACUGAGUAUGCUUAAACAUCUAAGUUAAAUUAGAAAAUCUCUGUUUUAUUUUUGUGAAUAAUGGGCUACUUUUUAUAUUAAGGGGUAAUCGAAAAUAAGCUUUGCUUUUACAAUCGUAAUGUUAGGUACAUUCGACUUUCCAAAACCUUACAUAGGUAGGAAUCAUUAAUGGCAUUGCGGUAUCUGAUGUAGUUAUAUAUUUAUAGAGAUAUAUUAUGAACUUUCAUAUACGAUUUUUACUAUUUUGAGAUUGCUGCUAAUAUUUCUUCUCACAACAUAUCACCAUUUGUAGCUAUGUCGAAGGAGCAUGGAAAAUAGUUAUCAAUGAUCAAGCAAAGGAAACUUAUCACUAAAAAAAUUGUCAGCGAGAGUUAAAAUUAUUAAACCGAUUAAUGGGGAAAGUAUAGAUGAUAGCAACAAUAUGAAAAGGUGUAUUAUUAAGGAUAGUGUUUAUAGAGAUUUAGUAUUGUUACUUUAUAAGAAUGAUCACAUAAACCUAGUGCAAGGAAUCAGAUUCAAAAGAGAAGAACAUCAAUUAAGUAAAGCACAGAUCAAGUAUAGUUCGUUUCAGGGUUGAUUAUUUAGAAGUACUUAGUACUAAUUCUCUAUUCUUUUAUGAUAUGAGGCGUUGGUAUCCACUCUUAAGUGGAUGGAGUACCGGGUAUUGUUCCCACUGGAGUGGAUGGAGUACCGGGUGUUGUCCCAUUUGGAGUACCAGGUGUUAUUCCCGCUGGAGUAGAAGCAUCGGGUGUUGUCCCCACAGGAGUGGAUGGAGUACCGGGUAUUGUCCCAUCUGGAGUACCAGGUGUUGUUCCCGCUGGAGUAGAAGUACUGGGUGUUAUUCCCACUGGAGUGGAUGGAGUACCGGGAGUUGUUCCCACUGGAGUGGAUGGAGUACCGGGUAUUGUCCCAACUGGAGUACUAGGUGUUGUUCCCACUGGAGUGGACGGGGUACCAGGUAUUGUCCCUGUUGGAGCAGAUGGAGUACCAGGUAUUAAUGUCCCCGUUGGAGUGGACGGAGUAACGGGUGAUGAUGGAGUUGGGGGUCGUCCAGGGAAACAUUUAUCACACCCUUGUAAUUUUGCAGUAGCUCCAGUACAUGGCUGUACUAUAGAAAUCACUACUUUUCGACUCAUAAUGAUCUUCUUCGGACCAUUACAUACGAAGGUUGUAGCGACUCCUUCAGGAAGAACAUGGCUAGGUGAGCACAACGUACAAGCGGCCAAAUUGCUGUGCCUUGCGCACCUUAUUACGCCAUGCCCGGUAUUCAAGUUUAUCGAAUUACUAGAACGUCGUUCAGAACUUGGACAGAUCAAUGUUGUUCGCUGUGUUCGAGCAGAAGCUACUAGCAUUGGACUUAGUAAUACUGCAAGGCUUAACAAGCCGAGCAACAGUACAUUUCGUCGUCCAACAUCAAUAUGUACCAUCUUAAUUAUUUAGAGAUAAUUACAAUAUUAUUAGGAAAUUAAGAAUAGGAAACUUGUAUAUAAUGAAUGAAAUGAGAUUUAGACUAGAAUGA